GUUUAAACCUGUUCAUUUUGUUGUUGUUGUGCCCCUGCUCCGCCCCUCCGUGCGCCCCACGGGCACACAGGCAGCGCACCCUCGGACGGACGGAGAAGAUGGCAGAGCGGCAGCAACAGAAGCACGAAGGCAGAGUCAAAAUCGGACAUUACAUUCUCGGCGACACGCUCGGAGUGGGAACAUUCGGGAAAGUGAAGAUUGGGGAGCAUCAGUUGACAGGUCAUAAAGUUGCUGUGAAGAUCCUGAACAGACAGAAGAUCCGCAGUCUCGAUGUUGUGGGGAAGAUCAAACGAGAAAUCCAGAAUCUCAAACUAUUCAGACAUCCACAUAUCAUCAAACUGUACCAGGUGAUAAGCACACCCACAGAUUUCUUCAUGGUUAUGGAGUAUGUAUCUGGAGGAGAGCUGUUUGACUACAUCUGCAAGCAUGGACGGGUGGGGGACACAGAGGCCCGUCGUCUUUUCCAGCAGAUUAUCUCAGCUGUUGACUACUGCCACAGACACAUGGUUGUCCACAGAGACCUAAAACCUGAGAAUGUUCUGCUAGAUGCCAGCAGGAAUGCCAAGAUAGCUGACUUUGGUCUGUCAAACAUGAUGUCAGAUGGAGAGUUCCUAAGGACGAGCUGUGGCUCACCCAACUAUGCUGCUCCAGAGGUCAUCUCAGGACGGCUUUAUGCAGGUCCAGAAGUAGACAUCUGGAGCUGUGGUGUGAUCCUGUAUGCCUUGCUGUGUGGUACUCUGCCCUUUGAUGAUGAACACGUACCCACACUGUUUAAGAAAAUCAGAGGAGGUAUAUUCUACAUCCCAGAGUACCUCACCCGCUCUGUGUCCUCACUGCUGAUGCUCAUGCUGCAGGUGGACCCUCUGAAGAGAGCCACCAUCAAAGACAUCAGGGAACACGAGUGGUUUAAGCAGGACCUGCCAGGCUACCUGUUUCCUGAAGAUCCAUCUUAUGACGCGUCAGUGUUGGAUGAAGAGGCUGUCAGGGAAGUCUGUGAGAAGUUUGAAUGCACAGAGUCUGAGGUUAUGUCCAGCCUUUACAGCGGAGAUCCACAGGACCAGUUAGCAGUUGCCUAUCACCUUAUCAUAGACAACCGACGUAUCAUGACCCAGGCUAGUGAGUUCUACUUGGCUUCAAGUCCUCCUCAGGGCUCCUUUAUAGAGGAGGGCAUGUCUCUACCUCCUGGUGUCAAACCCCAUCCAGAGAGGAUGCCUCCACUCCUGGCUGACAGCCCCAAGACACGCUGUCCCCUGGAUGCUCUCAACACCACCCGGCCCAAACCGCUGGCAGUGAAGAAGGCAAAAUGGCAUCUGGGUAUUAGGAGCCAGAGCAGGCCCCAUGAUAUCAUGGCUGAAGUGUACAGGGCUAUGAAACAACUCAACUUUGAUUGGAAGGCAGUGAACCCGUACCAUCUGCGUGUGCGAAGGAAAAAUCCAGUGACAGGCAACUUGGUGAAAAUGAGCCUCCAGCUCUACCAGGUUGACAGCAGGUCCUACCUCCUGGAUUUCAAGAGCAUUGAUGAUGACAUCAUGGAGGCAGUGGGCUUCAAAUCCGGUUCAUCCACUCCUCAGAGAUCAGGCUCUGCAGCUGGUCUCCACAGACCCAGAUUGAGCAUAGACUCAGCGAACCCUGUGCCGGAUCUGUCCCUGCUCAGCUCGUCCCUUCCAGGAUCCCUGAGCAGUAGCUCCCCGCUGUUCAAUCUGUGCCAGGGAUCGCACACUAUGGACUUCUUUGAAAUGUGUGCCAGUCUGAUCACCACACUGGCUCGCUGAGGUCUUCAGCUCUCCACCCUGCUGUAAUCCUGGAUGAUGCUUGGAGUGACUUCCUCUUUCUGUUUCACCUUCAGAAAUGACCCAGCUGUUGUGGAAUCGAAUGGGAAACAUCACUGUGGAAAGAAGUGCAGGUCAAGUGUUUACCUCAAAUGAAGGAAAACGAGGCAGAUGGCUUUGUCAGAUUAAUGCUUUUUUUUUCUCAGUUGGUGGAAGAAGAAUCUGACUGAGUCCAGUAAGGUGAGAGUUUGAGGUCAAAGUUCAGUUCUGUUGUGGGUGGGAAAGGUCAAGUUCUCCAUCACUCCUUCCUCAAAUACCUUCAAUAUCUUAUGAGCUACUGUCAUCCAAACCUAUAACCGUUUAUGGCAGGACACUUAGAGUAGUUCACCCCAGACACAGAUCUAAGUUCAGUUAGUUCCUUGUCCUGUGUUGUGAUUAGAGCAGCUGUCACAAAACGAAUAUUUAGAUGUUGGCUUGAGGAAACUUUAUCACAUGUAAAAAUAUAAUUUCCUAGUUUAGAAAGAAACAACUUUUGUUAUCCAUAUAUAUUAUAUUUAUAUUAUAGUCACAUUACGUAGCUGAAAAUGUUGACAGAGUCAUACCAAAUAAACUUUAUGCAUCAGAAAAGACUAUUAUUUAGAUAUCAGAGCCAUAUGUAUUUUGAGAGAUAAUUUAUGGACAGUUGAAUUGUUUAUGCAUUGUAUCUACACUCAGAGUUUUAUGUGGAUUCUGAUUGUCGAUUUAUGAGUUCACAGAGACAGUAAAAUAUUAGAACAAAAACUGCAUGGUAAAGAUUUGCUGAUUUUUUUUUUUUUCUUUUCACUUUAUUUUUGCUUUUUGACAUACAGUGAAAAGAAGAAGCGUGACUUCUUUUUUCCUUUGUGUCUUCUUCUUUUUGUCAUCCAAACCUAUAACCUAGGGGUAGGCAACCUGUUCCAAAAAGAGCCAUGAGGGUGCAGGUUUUCUUUGCAGCCACUGACUCCACCAGGUGAUUUCACUGAUUCCAUCUGCUCAAAGUGAUAUUAAUCAGUAAAAUCACCUGGUGGAGUCAGCGGCUGCAAAGAAAACCUGCACCCUCAUGGCUCUUUCUGGAACAGGUUGCCUACCCCUGCUAUAACCUAUAAGGAAACACGAUUUAAAUAUGUACAUUGGAUGCACGUGAUCAGCAUAUGUGCAAAUAAAUAAUGUCAGACAUUUUCAUUUAAAAAUCUGCUAAGUGAAUGUUCAAAUCUGGAUGAAAAUCAUCAUGAAUCAAAUAUUUUUGCACAUUUAAAAGAUCCGUGGCUGUGUGUAAUUAAUUAUCUUCUAUUCUUAAGCAUUUUAGCUCAAAUGUCCGCCAAAAAUCUGUUAUACACACACACACACGCACACACAAAGACUUUUUAGAUAUUUCUGUGACAGUUAUUAGAGCAAGUUUUCUGUAAGAAAAGUAAUUAGUAGGCAUUUGCCUUACAUGUGGAGCAUGUUGUCUUAGAGCAACAUAAAGAGCUGAUCCAAGUGCUGCAAUGAUUAUUGAUGAACAAAUUGAUGACAUUUGGUGUUAUUUUUUUGUUGUCACUACAAACAACAACAACAACAAAAUUCUGGCCUGACCCCGAUGUUUACAAAAGUACAAGUACAGAAUAAUAACCUGGUCAAAAGACAUCAGGAAGUGUGGUUAACCAAGAGUUAACUAUUUUUGUUAUAGGUCUAUAAUUAAUCUUAAUUCAGACAUUAUUUUGACAUCCUUAAUCUGUCUGUCUGUCUAUCUGCAUACACACACACACAUGCUUUAUUAGAAUCAUUAUUUGACUGUUCAGUUUUCUUUAUAAGAUACUAUGCAUGCAUAACUUACAGAUUUAUAUUCUACAAAACCGUCACAAAUAUAUGCAACAGAGAAAAUACACUGCAGUUCAGUUGGUUACUCAACUGUUACUGUGCUCUUCACAGAUACACACUAUUAACCAGACAGGUGCACACAGACAACAUAUGCAGUUUAUUGCUCCAGUUAGUAAUUAUUGUUGCUUUUAUUUGAAAGUUGUUUUGUACAUUAGCUGAACUGUCAGUAAGGCUGUGAAACAUCAAAAUACUAGAAAAUAUCCUUCAGAAGUUACCUAGGUUGCACAAUACAAAAAGAUUGAACAAAUUUUACACUUUCGCACUGUUAUUUAUUUUUCCAACAUAAAUGAGUAAAAUGUGAAUUAGUUUUGUAAACAUGGUUUGAAGAGAUUAUAUAUGUUAUGGAGUAGACCUAUCACUUGAGCAGUAAUGAGUGAGUAACAAGCCAUGUGUACACAACGUGACAACAGAAAUGAAGCGACACAGGAGAAAACACGUGAGAUGGCGGUUACCUGUUUCUUUCUCCAAUUGCCUUAAAGAUGCAGCACACUCAAUCUGUCCACAUCUAAAACAUGUGCACGAGUCACAGGAACAUGUAAUCAUGUUGGGCUUCGAGUUUGUUUGGAGGAUUGUUGUAGUAAAUCCUCUCUGAUCAGCAGAGCGUGCAGAACCCGCUGCAGUGGUUUGGUGUGUUUGUGGCGUGACCUCACUGUUUCUUCUUUCAGAGUACUUUGUUGAAGCGAGCACAUUGCACAUUCUCUACACACAACAACAAUUCUAAAAGAAAUGAUCACAAAUGAGAGUCGUAUAUUAGCCUGUCACUGUGUGCUGUUUUUGACCCUACGUUUUGGUGAAGGGUGCCGUAUUAUUACUCCUAAAGGACUUCUGCCUCCUGUCAGUUUGUACCAUAGCGGUGACGUGUGUCAUCACCAAAUGUUUCCUGACUGAAUGUAAAAUGAAAGCCGGUGAUCCUCAGAAUACUCACCAUCUCUGUUUUAUGAUUUUGUUCUGUCAGUUUUGCUGUCAUGUCAUUCAGAUGGUGAGAGAACGCUGCCUUCUUUUUUUUAACUACUGUUGUUUUAUUUUACUUGUUGUUGGUAGGAACAGUGUUUAAACACAGUACAAGAUGUUUGUGAUCGUUGGGACACCUGGAGUAGCACAGCCUCAGAAAAUUAGCUGAAGCCAAUAAUAAUCCAUCAUAAAAUUUGCUGUUACUGUAUUUAAAAUGGGUGUGUGGAACACCAGAAUGACCAAAUAUUAAAUCAGUUACACAACAAACAGAUGCUGCAGAGGAAUGGACAGAUACAAUCUGAAAUGUAAGAAUUUAGGCUGUGUGAUUGGUUGAGGUAUGAGUUGACCUGCCCUGAAUAUUUUUUUUUUAAAUUGUCACUGGACGAAUAUCGGUUUGAAAAGAAACAAAGCAUCCUGGGAACUGAGGUGUUAUGGCAGCGACAAAAUGCCAAACCAGUCCCUCACUGUGAGUUACGUGUCCGUCUUGUUCCCCAUUUCCUCUUUUAUACUGUGUGCUGUUAAAAAAAAAGUAAACUUGAGUUUUGAAAAAUGCCACUCUGAAGCUAAAAUUGCAAAAUAUAUAAAUCGGUGCACUGAAAAUAAUAGUGUCAAAAUAUGAUAAACAUGAAUUUAUAAAUUAGUGGUUUGUUUAAUUUCUGCAUUCACAGUAAUGUGUUGUGUUUGAUUUAAUACUGGCUGUGCUGGAGUUCCACAGACAAUGCUGUAGAAUAUCACACUUUCAACAAGUGACAUACUGUCAGCAUGUUAUGUGUAAUCUGUUUUUUUUUUUUUUUAGUUUACAGUCCUUUUUUAUAGUUUUGGCCUUUCGAGUGCAGCUUUUUUGUUAAUGCAGGAAGCCAAAUUCCUCACAGCUCUGCCCAAAGCCUUUUUUUCCCUGUGUGUUGAGUUUAUGUGUCCUGUGUGUGUGUGUGUGUGUGUGUGUGUGUGUGUGUGUGUGUGUGUGUGUGUGUGUGUGUGUGUGUGUGUGUGUGUGUGUGUGUGUGUGUGUGUGUGUGUGUGUGUGUGUGUGUGUGUGUUUUUACGUGUUCUGUGUGUAUUGUUGGGGUAAACUCGCCAUCGUUUGUGGCCAUUAUGCAUUUCCUCCUGACACUGUUGUUUGUGACUGUCACAUAUUGGUCAGUGACUGAUCAGUGCUGUUUUGUCAAAGUCACAGGUCAGUCUUCAGACUCUUGUGAUACUUACUGUCAGUUAUGGUGCUGCUGUACCAUUACCGCUGUAUGCAGCUUAUCAGCAGCAUGUCGUGAUGUAAGGUGUCCUUGGUCUUCAGAGCUGGAAGCGGCAGACUGUCUGUGUUCUACCAAAGUCAGUAUAUUUAUGGCAAAGAUGUUUAUCUUAUUAAUGUAACCUUCAAAAAAGGGGCGUGCCUCCAUUAUCGUGCAUGUUUUAAAUCUGAGUUGUUGCAAGCAAGGAAGCUGGAUGUGCACUUUGCAGAAAACCACAUUUUAGGUUGCUCUGUUUGGAGCUUGAAUGAUUUAUUUGUAUGUAUGUGUGUGUGUGUGUGUGUGUGUGUGUGUGUGUGUGUGUGUGUGUGUGUGUGUGUGUGUGUGUGUGUGUGUGUGUGUGUGUGUGUGUGUGUGUGUGUGUGUGUGUGUGUGUGUGCGCAGAAACACUUGUGAAUGUGAAGUUCUGUUCCAACACUUGUUAUGACUGUUAUGGUGCGUUCAGGUGUCAGAUCAAAGUUUGGAUUUCUCUUAUUAAGCACUGCAUGAUGUUAUUGUCAUUUGCACUUUAAUGAGUAUUUAUUGAAAAAUAAACAAACAUAUAAAA
This is a messenger RNA of Thalassophryne amazonica, 6386 nucleotides long. It is a transcript of the gene prkaa2, whose product is annotated as protein kinase, AMP-activated, alpha 2 catalytic subunit. NCBI's taxonomy places the organism in Eukaryota, Metazoa, Chordata, Actinopteri, Batrachoidiformes, Batrachoididae. The transcript is spliced from 11 exons. Gene Ontology annotation, cellular component: cytoplasm. Bases 99 to 1772 code for a protein of 557 amino acids. The record is from RefSeq and is a predicted model, not a curated record. Gene Ontology annotation, molecular function: ATP binding; protein serine/threonine kinase activity. Gene Ontology annotation, biological process: intracellular signal transduction; protein phosphorylation.